Aegilops tauschii subsp. strangulata is the source of this 889-nucleotide messenger RNA. NCBI's taxonomy places the organism in Eukaryota, Viridiplantae, Streptophyta, Magnoliopsida, Poales, Poaceae. The record is from RefSeq and is a predicted model, not a curated record.
UCUAGGUAUGACGCGACAACACCAGGCCAUCCUGCUUUCUGCAUCCAUACGGGCGUGACUCCACGGCAAAACCUAGCUAGCUAGCUGAUACAUAGAUGCGUGAAUUCAUAGAUGGCGAGUCGCUGGGGCAUUCGGCCGGUCUAUGAUUGAUUCGGGUGACGCGAGCGGAACCGGCAUCGUUCUCACGUCUGCAAAUCUGAUCCGCGCCAACAAGCCAUUGGCCAAAGACCACCGGGGGCGGAAAGACCGGUACGAGUAUCAUCCAGGCGCUCAAGUUACGGUUCACUUGCUUGAUGACACCACUGCUGAGGGCCGUCUGCUCUACCACCAGGAGCAUUACGACAUUGCUUUAUUUAAGGUUGAGGUGGAUCAUCGUGUUCAAUUAGCCUCCUUUGCUGACACAGUCGACGAUGGUCAAGAGGUUUUGCGGCUCGGAAGAAAAGAAGAUUUUAAUCUAAAGAUAACGCGGGGCGUGGUAGAUUUCCGGAAUCCAGAACUAGAUGAAGGACACCACUACAUGUACUUUUCCCGAGAUAAUAAAUAUGUGGAGAACGAUGAACGACAUGGAAAGAAUGUGUGGAUGGCAAGGGGAAAGGGUCCGUACAUCCGGCCUAAGUGUGACGAUGGUGGAGACCCCGUCAUUGAUAUUGCUGGAAAGUUUGAGGCCAUAAAGUUUCUAGAUCCAACACAUGCUGAAUAUAUAUGGCGCAAGUUAAACAUUGAUGAUGGUCUUGUUGUUGAGGAGUUGGAAAACAAGUUACUGAGCAUAUGUAGGGGCAAUUUUGAUAGAGGAACUGACAUUAAUGCCAAAGUGGAUGUUUCUGUUAAACUGAUGGAAUCAACGAAAUUGGGAGGAAAGCAGUUCAUGGUCGAUGUUGCAUGUGAUUGA